Molecule: messenger RNA, 873 nt
Organism: Mercenaria mercenaria
Lineage: Eukaryota; Metazoa; Mollusca; Bivalvia; Venerida; Veneridae
Exons: 3
Coding region: 1-873 (290 amino acids)
Source: RefSeq, a predicted model, not a curated record
AUGUCUUGGGAAACAGAUCAUAGAUCAUGUGUUUGGCCUAACCAAGCCAUAUCAGCUAAAAGAGACGAGAAGGAGAUACAAAAGGUCCUAUCCGUUAAAUCUAAGAAGGUGUAUCCUGUGGAAUUUAAGCCAGAAAAUCAUAACUGCUAUAUACUCAAAUUUUGUUUACUACCCAAUGGUAAAAUUCUACUUGCCGAUCGCAACAAUCGCAGACUAAAGAAACUUGACAAAUCCUACAAGUUAAUCAGUCUAUGUGAUCUUCCCGCGGCAACCUUAGACGUGUGUUAUGUGGGUAAUCAGACAGCUGCUGCGUGUCUUGGAGAUGCUGGUAUACAGUUAGUUGAUAUAUCAGGUGAAAUGAAGUUGAAGGAAUUAGUGAAACUGGACCAUCCCUGUUUAGGUAUUGAUUUCCAUAGGAAUAACCUCUAUGUCACAAGCAGGGACACGGUGUUCAGUUAUACGAAGGACGUUUCUCAGCAGCGUGUUCUUUACCAUAAACAAGAAGUAUUACCAGAUGAAGCGCUAGGUCAUAUUACUGCUAGUAAGGACGGGAAAUUGCUCUAUUUGUCUGAUGUUAAUGGUGGUCUUGUUACCAUAGACAGUAAUGGCAGUCAUCUGAAUACUUUGAAAAAUGAUGUGCUACAGGGUGCCUCUAGUGUAUGUUUAGCCAGUGAGGAUACGAUACUUGUCACUGAUGAAAACACAAAUAGUGUGCAUCAGGUUGACUAUAAAGGUGAAAAGGUCUUGGGGACAGUUUUGACAAGGGAGCCGGACGAACAAAAACCAUGGUCGGUCUAUUAUGAAAGACAUCUGGCUAGAAUGCUUGUCGGACAUUUAAAUCAGAACUAUAUUACAGUUUAUGAAGUACAAUAG